Messenger RNA from Dioscorea cayenensis subsp. rotundata (Guinea yam), 994 nucleotides. Its product is annotated as peroxiredoxin-2F, mitochondrial. The transcript has 5 exons. The record is from RefSeq and is a predicted model, not a curated record. Gene Ontology annotation, cellular component: mitochondrion; cytoplasm. NCBI's taxonomy places the organism in Eukaryota, Viridiplantae, Streptophyta, Magnoliopsida, Dioscoreales, Dioscoreaceae. Gene Ontology annotation, molecular function: thioredoxin peroxidase activity. Gene Ontology annotation, biological process: cellular response to oxidative stress; cell redox homeostasis; hydrogen peroxide catabolic process. The coding region runs from base 169 to 741 and encodes 190 amino acids.
UCUACCCCUCAGCCUAAACUAGAGUUCAAAGAACCCUCACCUCCUUUCCCCCCUCUCAACCCUUCUCCCCAAGCAAAGCUUUUAGGCAUCUCCUUGGGACCUUGAAUAGAAACUCAUUCAUCCUUAAACCCUAGAGCUUUGCUUCUGAGAUUCGAUCAUCGCAUAGCUAUGGCAUCGGCGUUGAUGAGAACGAGGGCAUUGAGGUCGGCCCUCAGCCGAGCAUACGCGUCCCUCGCCAUUGGCUCCGACCUCGUCUCCGCCGCCCCUGGAGUUGCCCUCCAGAAGGCUCGGUCCUGGGAUGAAGGCGUCUCUUCCAAGUUCUCCACCACUCCUCUCAAGGACAUCUUCAAGGGGAAGAAGGUUGUUAUCUUUGGAUUGCCUGGAGCAUUCACAGGUGUUUGCUCAACACAGCACAUUCCAAGCUACAAGAACAACAUCGACAAGUUUAAAGCUAAAGGGAUUGAUUCUGUGAUUUGUGUUGCUGUUAAUGAUCCUUAUGCUUUGAACGGUUGGGCAGAGAAACUCCAAGCCAAGGAAGCAAUUGAAUUUUACGGUGACUUUGAUGGAAGCUUCCACAAAAGCUUGGAUUUAGAUUUAGAUCUCUCAGGCGCAUUGCUCGGCCACCGUUCUCAAAGAUGGUCGGCUUAUGUUGUCGAUGGAAAUGUUAAAGCUCUCAAUGUUGAGAAAGUGCCGUCAGAAUUCAAAGUUUCCGGUGGAGAUGUGAUUUUGGACCAGAUUUGAUUUGAUUUGAUCUCAACGUAAACUUCAAAAUUUUCUACACUCCCAAAUAAAUAUUUUCAUGAGAAUGAUCCCCGCUAAAUAAACGAACUUUAUAUUCGAAGUUGUUUGUUGAAGUGCAUCUCUAAACACUGUUUGCCGGCUAAUGUGGUGGAUUUUCUAUGUAUUAAAACUUAGUUGUUUUUCUAUGAGGAGAAUACAUGACUACUUUUUAUGGAAUGAAAUCAAGGGCUUACUGCUUAGAUGUUGAUGAUGA